UGCAUUAAAGCAUACUGUGAAGAGGGUUAGAGCUCUUUUGCAUGCUUAGGGUUUCUCUUCUUUUUCAUGCUUGUUUUCUUGAAGCAAAAAUGAGGGGAGUUUUGGGACGUACUUUUGUGCUUGUUGCCUUCCUUGCUUUGGUUCUUGAUGGGGUGGUUUUGGCGGAUGUGAAAGGUGCUAAGGAUGAGAAACAUUUGUUUGGUCCUAGACCUCAUCCAGGACUAUUUGGAAGAAAGGGUUUUAAACAUGGGAUUGGUGGAGGUCUAGGUGGUGGUUAUGGAGGUGGAGCUGGAGGUGGUUUGGGUGGUGGAGGAGGAUUAGGUGGAGGGGGUGGUCUUGGUGGUGGUGGUGGGCUAGGUCAUGGUGGAGGUCUUGGAGGUGGUUUGGGUGGUGGAAGUGGUCUUGGUGGUGGCGGAGGUCUUGGAGGUCUUGGAGGGAGGUCUUGUCUUGGAGGUGGUGGGCUAGGAGGUGGUGGUCUAGGUGGCGGUGCAGGUGCAGGUUUUGGAGGUGGAGCUGGUGGAGGAGCUGGUGGGGGUGGAGGAUUUGGUGGAGGUGGUGGUGCUGGUGGAGGCUUAGGUGGUGGUGCUGGUAGUGGCUUUGGAGGUGGUGCAGGAGGUGGCCUUGGAGGUGGUGGUGGCGGCUUUGGCGGUGGAGGAGGAGGAGGAGGCGGUGCAGGGGGAGGUUUCGGCGGGGGAGCAGGAUAUGGUGCUGGCGGAGGUUUAGGGGGUGGUCUUGGUGGUGGCGGAGGAGGUGGCUUUGGAGGGGGUGGAGGUAUUGGAGGUGAUCACAAUUAAGUUCUGCAAUGCCUCCAAUUCUCGCAUGACCAAAUCUCUCCUACAUUGCGAGCUGUAUUUGUAGUAUUCUGUUUUGUUGACAAAGUUUCAUAUGUUCUUUUACCAGUGUCUUCUUCAAGCGUGGAUUAUUCUUGAUUGUGCACCAAGAAAUGUAAUUUAGGCAAUGGUACAAAAAGACCAUUCCAAAUAUAUUACUACUAUUACUUUGGGACUGUUCACUUCUAACUAAUAUGAAUUUGCAUGAGCAACUUGUGGAAUAAAUGAUUCAACCAAUAUCCUA
Molecule: messenger RNA, 1074 nt
Organism: Coffea eugenioides
Lineage: Eukaryota; Viridiplantae; Streptophyta; Magnoliopsida; Gentianales; Rubiaceae
Product: glycine-rich protein 23-like
Exons: 1
Coding region: 42-794 (250 amino acids)
Source: RefSeq, a predicted model, not a curated record